UUUUUUCCCUUUAGAGUUGCCGUAGUUUAACACGGCGGGAUCAACUGAAUGGAUAACAACUUAGCAUGUGCUACCAAACUGUUUUUAAGAUUCACUAAAUAAUAUUUAACCAGACGGUUGGGAGAGGUGACAGCACAGGGCAACUUUUACAGCUCAUAACCUAUUAUUUCUAAAACGAGCACUGUUAAAUGACGUGUUAAUUUGGUAACUUAUUUAGCUAGCUAGCUGAGCGUGUCAGCUGUAAAAUACUAAGUCUGUCUAAGUUAAACUCUCUGUGUUUGGUGGUCCACGGUGUUUCUCCGGAGUCUAGAACCAAGAUUUGACCGCGGUGAAGAUGUGUUCUCUGGCUCUGUUUCCCCCUCCGCUGCCCUCCGGACAAACCACUCUGUGCGAAUCCAACAACGAGCUUCUUUCUGGAGCCAACAACUCCGAGGCGAGACAGGACUCCAGUCCGCUGAGUCUCCAUUUCCCCAGAGAGUCUCUGAAGCUCCACAGCCGCACAGAAAGCAGCAGCAAAGCAGCUUUCCUGGACCACUCGGAAACUCUGUGGAUGAGGAGCGCUGCUGCUUGGCGGGACGGCGGGUUCACUGGGCUGCUCAAUGAAAUUACAACCUCACAUGCAGAAGUGCCAAAGUGGCUGCUCAUUUGAAAUACAAAUCAUGUGGAGUGAUGCUGAAGUUUUUUUAUUUUAUUUUAGCUGAGCAGUGAGGACAUGAUCGCCGAGUUUUCUCAGGUGCUAAACUGGUCUGAUUGUGUGGUGCGAGCCUUCGCCUGGCAUCCACACACUGAUAAGUUUGCUGUCACUUUGUUGGAUGACUCCAUCAAGAUCUACAACCCCAAAAGUGCCAUCAGUCCCACACUGAAGCAUCGUCUGCAGAAGAACGUUGCAGCCGUGCAGUGGAAGCCUCUGUGUGCGUCUGCGCUGGCGGUGGCGUGUCAGAACUGCUUGUUGGUGUGGAACGUCGACCCCUGCUCUCUGUCUACCAGGCCUUCUUCUGGCUGUGCUCAGGUUCUGUCCCACCCUGGUCACUCCCCGGUCACGUCCAUCGCCUGGUCUCCGAGCGGAUCCCUCCUUGUGUCUGCCUCCCCACUGGACACCUCCAUGAUGGUUUGGGAUGUCGCUGCAGAGAGCUGCGUACCUCUGCAACGCGUCGGAGGAGGCGGCGUCACCUUCCUGUCCUGGUCCCCAGACGGCAGCCACAUCCUGGCAUCCACACCGUCUGCCUUGUUCAGGGUUUGGGAGACCAGGAUGUGGACCUGCGAGCGCUGGCCGUGCAUAAAGGGGCGCUGCCAGUCUGGCUGUUGGAGUCCAGAUGGGAGUCGGCUUCUCUUCACAGUUCAAGGAGAAAUGGUCAUCUACGCUCUGACCUUCUCUGGAUCGCCAGGUGUCCCUCCAGGUUUGGUCAAAGGGCCACAGAUUGCCGUUGUUGCUGCUGACCUAUCAGAGACGACCUUUAACAGCCCAGAUGGAGACAUCAUUGUUGGUGGAGAGAUUCAGUCUCUGUCGUGGGACCCCAGAGGAGAGCGGCUCGCAGUUCUUCUUAAAGGCGAUCCUGGAGCAGCCAACCGGCCUGCAAUAAUCGCCGUCUUCAAAACAAGAGCCAACCCCGUCUUUGAGCUUCUGCCUUGUGGGUUUGUUCAGGGAGAACCGGGUGCAGAACCGAGGCUGCUGCAGUUUCAUCCGAAUUUCCAGCAUGGGGCUCUGCUGACGGUGUGUUGGUCGAGUGGAAAAAUUACACACAUCCCUUUCUACUUCCUGAGCUCCGGCGUCUCCCAGGUUGGCCUCAGCCGGAGUCCACCGCUGCCUCACCAACAGGAAAGACCUGCAGACUUUUCUAAUCAGUCGCUCUUCACAGAGCUCAUCUCCUGACACAACAUCUGCCAAAACCUUUACAGGUUGUUAAUAAAAUUAUGUAAAAACAC
Messenger RNA from Gambusia affinis (western mosquitofish), 1923 nucleotides. RefSeq names its product achalasia, adrenocortical insufficiency, alacrimia (gene aaas). Lineage: Eukaryota; Metazoa; Chordata; Actinopteri; Cyprinodontiformes; Poeciliidae. Gene Ontology annotation, molecular function: protein binding. Gene Ontology annotation, cellular component: nuclear pore. The transcript is spliced from 15 exons. The record is from RefSeq and is a predicted model, not a curated record. The coding region runs from base 713 to 1870 and encodes 385 amino acids. Gene Ontology annotation, biological process: nucleocytoplasmic transport.